AUGUCUGGAAACAACAGCAUCGACGCGGUUAAGCGAAAGAUCAAAGUUUUACAGCAACAGGCAGAUGAAGCCGAAGAAAGAGCAGAAAUUCUUCAGAGGCAGGUCGAGGUGGACAAAACAUCAAGAGAACAGGUAAAAAUGAUAUUCAGGAAUCAACAUUCGUUAAGCAUUUCGACAAGAUGUGCACGUCGAUAGGCCUACAUUGUUUCGAUCUACGACGUGCGUUGAUAGUGCACUUUAAAAAGAAACAAUGUAGCCUACCACUGGGACUGGCUCGUGAUUCAUGCAUUUACACCUCCGCCCUACAUAGGAGCCUAUUGACAUGGGACUCGCCACUUCAAUAUAGGUACGACCGGAAGUUACUUUUCGUAGCAGGUUAGGACGGACAGUGGUUCCCAACAUUUUUCGGUUACUGUACCCACCCAGCCAGGGAUGGGGGAAAACAAUUACUAAAUGCUGAACAAAGAUGAAUGUAUAAAAAUAAACUAUAAACUACUUGUAUUUUGUAAUGUAUUUAAACAAAAUGCACGCAUUUUGCAUUUUAAAAUACAAAAAUACAUUUGCAAAUAGUCUCCGUGACGGGUACAAAAACGUGACUGUGAUAUGCUGUUUAGCUACGUUGAGAAAGUCCCCUGGAUAAGCAUGUCUGCUAAAUGACCAAAAUGUAUAAUUAGAAUAAUGCUUUGCAGUUGUUCACUUUUACAUAUACAUUUUAUAUUUAGUUCCUUUUUUUACAUUUUAGUAAUUCAGCAGACUCUCUUAUCCAGAGCGACACAGUUAGUGCAUUCAUCUUAAGAUAGCUAGGUGGGACAACCACAUAUUACAGGCAUAAAAAUAAAUUUUUCCUCAAUAACGUUGCUAUCAGUAGAGUCAACUAGAAGGGUGGGGGGGUGAAGUAAUUUUAUCACACCAUAGUGCUAUCAGACUUCUGAUACCAAUGCAGGUUGAAAAGGGGGACACAAUGUGAACCGCUAUAAAAAAAAUGGUAUAGAAAAGUAUUUUGAAAUUACUAAUUACUGUAUUUUGAAAAUACAAAAUAUAUUGCAGUGUAGUUCAGCCCAGUGUAAUUGAAAUUACAAAAUACUCAGAUGUAAUUAAAAUACAUAUUUUAAAUACAUGCAACAGAAAUACUGCACAUAUCUGACUCUACCACCAACAUAAUUUUGCUCUGCCCUGCGUACCCCUGAAGUAUCUCCCCAUGUGCAUUUUACCAGUAGGCCUAUGGGCUUAUCACUAGGUUAGGAGAGCAUUUUCGCUAACCUUAACCUAAUUCUCCUAACCUGCUACGAAAAAGUCAUUUCCAGUCGUAUCUGUAUCGAAGUGGCGUGUUUUUAGGGAAUCUCCUAUUGACAUUGACACCUAUCAAAUGGGUUGUGUAUGAUUGAAUAGUGUUACGAAGGAAUUGUCUCCGUGAGAAAAUACGCACAACCAAAAGACUGAAAUUGAAGUCAUUGUGGGAGUUCGGUGAAGCUAGACUGGGGUGCACACCGGGCUUAUAUUGAUGCGAAAGCGAUGAAGUGAAAAGAGGAGUGCCCUGCUCAAAUUUAACUGUAAAUGCUUAAAGUAACUGUCCAGUGUUUGCAGAUUUCUAUGAAAUAUGACCUAUAAUUAAUUACAAUAUGAGUGAAAUAAAGCAGCUUUUCUGUGUUGGAAUGGUGUGGGCAUAUACCGGUUGUUCAAAAAUAUUGUGAGUAGACUGCUGAUUGGCCAGCUCAUGAUGACAUCAACCUCUGUGUCUGAGGAAAUAGAAAGCAUUUUUUUUAAAACAGUAUUUUUGUGAUACAAGUUUGAGGUAGGGUUUUUGAAGGUUUUUUUUUCUCCAAUUUAUGCUUUGGCCACAUGAGUAUAGGAUGAGUCAACAACAUUAUUUGGGUGUGAGUUAACGGAAUAUUAACUUUUAAAAGUGAGAUUUUCACUGGACAGGUACUUUAAGCCAAAGAUACUGGGGGGGAAUUGAUUAAUGCCCAGGGUGAACCGGGCUAGUGUUGAUUGUUUUGGAAUCCGGCUGCCUCCUGGACAUGAGCCAAGUCCCGUUUUGGCUGAUGGCAAAGUCUGCUCAAAACAAAAGUGAAGUCAUUAAGCACUUGUAGUAAUGAGUAGGAUUCUGUGUUUUCACAUGCAAAAGUGAUUGCUUUUGAUAAAAACGCUUUACCUGCCUCCCCAAUGAAAACUAGUUUGAAAAUUCUAACAUUUAUUUUAUGGAAAAGAGAUGUAUGUUUCUGGAGGAUGCACCAUGCUGCCUUGUUGACAUCACCAUUACUGUUUUAUUUUCGAAGAGCGCUCAUCCUUCCACGCUUUCGCCCGAUGACGUGAUGGGCCAUUGCCCGAUUCAUCCUGGGCUAGCGUAAUAGAACUCCCUCACUGACAGCUGUAGAAGCAAUGGAUUGUGGUCAUUGUAGUUCAUUAUCAUGUUUUUUUUGCUUUACUAAUAUAAAGAAUGGUCAGUUGAAAACUACACCUUCCUACAAUGUCCCACAGUUCAUGCUUGAUAAAGAAACGGUGUAUGAGCUCACAAAGUAAACAAACUAAAUUGAAUAAAAAUAAUUGAACUGAUGUCGGUCAAUUAGUUAUUUAAAAAAACAAAAAUUAAACGGAAUUUCAGCUAAUCUCUCAGCACUAUUUCAACUGAUUGCAAUGAACGUUCUUCUGUACCAUUGAGAAGGAAAUUGUGACGCCAUGCAUUCCACCACCUCGCAUUACACAGAAAGCAUGGUAGGCGUGCAGCUAUAGAGUAGAGGGAUGCCUUUAGCUUGACAUGGCUAGUCGGUGCAAGAUUCGGUAAUUUAGCCACUGUAGGCUACUUCUUCGUUUCACAUGUGUCAAUGUUUCCGUCUCUCCCCUCUUUCUCUCGUUUGUCCAUCUAUGGCCAUCUCUCUUUUCUCCUGUCAUCUGCCUUUUCUCCUGUGUCUGUAUACCUGGGUACACUGGCACAUUUUUAUAGCCAGUCUAGAGACCUCUAUUCAAUGAAGGUUAACCAUGAAAACUAACAAGCAAUUGGUAGGAUAACAUUUAUGCAGAUUGUCUUUUCCCCCACAAUAUAUUUUCAUUGGAGAAUACAAAGUAACAGAUAUUGUAUGGUUGCAAUGUUGUGCUACACUGAACAUGACCCAUGUACUGGAUGGAUGCGUGUGUUGAGAAAAUCAAGGUGAAUUAAUGAAUGGCCAUCUGACUGGAACAUUGUCUAGCCUCACAUUGGUGGACGAGGUGUGAUGUGAUUCAAUGUUAAGUGCUUUGAGCACUAGAAAAAUCACUAAAUAACUCCUAUAUAUCAUGGCAUAUACAGUACAUAAUUGUUUGUACGUUCUAAGCAGGGUUGGGGUCAAUUCCAUUUCAAUUUGGGAAGUGUACUGACAUUUACCCUAACUCCUUCUCUCUCCACCCCCCCAAUACAGGCUGAGGCUGAGGUUGCUUCCUUGAACCGGCGUAUCCAGCUGGUUGAGGAGGAGUUGGACAGGGCCCAGGAGCGACUGGCCACUGCUCUGCAGAAACUGGAGGAGGCCGAGAAGGCUGCGGACGAAAGUGAGAGGUCAGUGGGACACACCCACAGUGCACAUUAUCAAAAAUGGAAAAGCGGCCCACACACUGUAAUGCUCCAAACACCACUGUUUAAAGAGAUACUUCCCCAGAAUCAGAUUAACUUGUGGAGACCAUUUUAUGUCUGUCCAGUAUGAAGGAAGUUAGAGGUAGUUUCACAAGCCAAUGCUAACUAGCGUUAGCACAAUGACUGGAAGUCUAUGGGUAUCUGCUAGCAUUCUACAACAUGCAUUUAAUCUUGCCCACAUUAAGCACAACCAGGGCUUUCUGUAAGGCAACAAAGUCCAAUUGUAGCUCUAACAUAGCCUGGUCAACUGUUGGCAAUGGCUUACAUAAGUGUUGUCUGCAUACACUUACAUACACUUGUACAUGUGUGAAAUAGGACAAAUAUAAGCACCCACCAAAUUUCAUUGAUGAAACAUUCAAUAUCUAGUUUUCUGUUCCCAAAACUAUAACCUGUUACGAACAGAGUGCACUAAGUAAAAAAAACACACACACACAUUAUAACCAGCGCAAGGGCGAAUUGAGUUAUCACACACGUGCACUUCAGACUAGGCGUUCCCUAACGGAAAUAUGAGAAUAUAUGCUAAAACGCGCCAAUAGGAUCUCACUAGCUCUUGCUCUUCCCACCUUCUUGCUUGUUCUGCCCACUGUGCUUCAUUUGCUCUCAUUGUAAAUGACGCCGACGAUAAAUCUUAGGUUAGUUACCAGUAUCUUUGACAAUUGUGUGUGUUUGGUCUCACUAUCUCUGCACAUGAGUCAUUAUUGGCCCAGCCAAUAAUGUUAAUAGAUUGGAUGUGUGUGUUUUCUUUGACGAACCGUUGAGUUUCUCCCUCCAUUGUCCCUCCCAAACUGUGUGAAAUGUAGUGUCACAUGCUGCUGACAGUGUGCAAUAUUAAGAGUGUGUGUUUAGUUUGACAAAUAUCCAAAGUCUAAUAUCGAGUAUUGGCGUAUUACCACAAAAUGGUAGGCUGUCACGAUAGGAUACGUAUGUGAGUUGGAAUACCACAUGAAUCCCUACAUGAUACAGGGUCGUCCAGGGUAGGGGAGGGAAUGGCCGGCAGGGAUGUAGCUCAGUUGAUAGAGCAUGGCGUUUGCAACGGCAGGGUUGUGGGUUCGAUUCCCACGGGGGGCCAGUAUUAAAAAAAUAAAUAAAUGUAUUCACUAACUGUAAGUCGCUCUGGAUAAGAGCGUCUGCUAAAUGACUAAAAUGUAAAAAUGUAAUACAAUACGUCUAACGUGUGUGUGUGUGUGUUUGUUCCAGGGGCAUGAAGGUGAUUGAGAACCGGGCCCUGAAGGAUGAGGAGAAGAUGGAGCUACAGGAGAUCCAGCUGAAAGAGGCCAAGCACAUUGCUGAGGAGGCUGACCGCAAGUACGAGGAGGUGAGGAUAUCACACACCCACACAGCAGAGUUCUCCUCAGAAUGAACAGAAUUGCGUGCUGUGCCUGAACUAGCCUCGGAUAGUGGAGCAACAUUUCUGAGGAAAGGUAAUGUUAGGUAAUACAAUACGCGUGUGAAAAUUGGUACGAUCAUGUACACACACACACACAAAAUGCGGCUUCAGUACUACUUCAUAUGCACACACAUGGACACAAUGAGGAAAAGUCCUCAACAUCGAGACACAGAAGUGGAUGAGGUCAUCAUCACAUACUUUUCCUCUCACGCAAGGCUGUAAGCUCACUAGUACAGUUUUGGCCUAUAUAUCCACUAUUUAUAUCCACAAUGUGCGUCUCUCCCCACACAUACACACUUCACCUGUACACCAUCUGCGCCAAUCUUGCGAGCAAUUGUUUCCAUAUGCAACUGGCAGUAAAUAAUCCUAUGUGUGUCUACAGGUGGCUCGUAAACUGCUGAUCAUCGAGGGGGAUCACGAGCGCACAGAGGAGAGGGCAGAGCUUGCUGAGGCGUGAGUGGCCACAUGAUUGAACGCACAAUAGUAACACACACGUUAACGUACCACCAGUGUAGUUCUGCGUAUACAACACCUGUUCCACACGGCCAAAGAUUAUUCUGUCAAAUGAUUUAGUUAUACUGACGUUUUCCCUCUAAGCAAUGUACACACACCUACUACACAGAAUACUGUGUAACAUUUAACAUGUACAGCAUUGUAGCGCUGUUGUCCUAAACAUACUGUUGUCACACAACUACUAUUUGGUGCCGAUCAGUCCAGCGGUUCUGGAGAAGACAUUUAAAGUAGUCAACAUUAUUACAAAUUGUCCAAAAUACAUAAAGGUUAGUGCAUGACCUAUUUGAUGUUGAGUUCUGAUGUCCUUAGCAUGGUAAGGAGUACAGAAGUAGCAAAUCAUAUACUGAUCUGGCCAAUUUGUCCUAUUGGUGGCGCUGUGGGGCCAUAGCUUGAACCACGCCAUGGCUGCUUGAAGCUAUUUAAAUAAAAAUACUGCUUAGUUUGCACUUUUGGGACUACUCCAUUGGUUCCAUUGUAUCAGACCAACAAAAUCAAGCGCAUCUCAAGUUUUUAAAAGCAUUUGAUCCGGUUCUGCAUUAUCUCGGUCCCACUACCGGUAUCAUCCCAAACCAGCCCCAUCCUCAUGUUCCCACGGCGAUGAGAAUAAACUAGUGUUUGCAUAACAAUGGUUCUGUAUCCUAAUGAAAAAAUACCCUCCUCCCUCUGUACAUCUCUGUGCAUGUUUCUGGGGGUCCGACCUAAAUACCACGCAUGACCCCCCCACCCUCCAUACACCCCCGCUCCGCAUGUUUAUGCGUGAAUCCGCCCCUUCCCUGCACUAACAGCAAAGCCAGGGCCCUGGAGGAGGAGUUGAGAGGUUUCGACCAAUCGCUGAAGUCCCUGCAGGCCUCUGAAGACCAGGUAGAGUGUGCGUUUGUAUGUGUCUGUGGCGUGAAUAUGUAUGUGUGUGGUGCAAAUGCCUAUACUUCAGUGUGUGUAUGCUAAAAAGGAGGGUGUAGGGUGUCCACCCACUCAGCCCAGAGUGGGUGAGAACACACUUUGGUGAUCAAACUUCAAUUCCUAAUGUUAUAAAUUACAUUUUUCCAAGACAUUUGAAUAUUCAUGUUCUGAAUCGUUUAGUGGGGUCUUUCUCUAACAUAACAUUAACGUUAUAUCCAAAAGUCAGAUUUCUUAACCUAAUACAUCUGAUAAUAAGCACCGAGCUCUGUUUACAUAGCGUGCAGGUUUCUCAUAACUUUUGAGGAUUCUACAUUUUGUGGUUGAUGUCUUCAAAGUUGUUUCCGUAGGUCACAAAAAGCUAAACUAGCAUGAAUGAGCUGAAUUAAAUGUAAACAAUCUUUGAAAAUAAAAAUCUUGGUAUAUACUCAGUGCUCCGUUGACAUUUCACAGAGAUAUGCUUGUUUUUGUGAGAAAUCUUCAAAAAAGAACAGGAAUUUUGAAUUAAUAUGAAAAGCGUGUACUAAAAUAUGUCAUGUCUCACUCUAUAUCCAUCUUACCUCUAUUGUUUUAUAUCCUGCGGAUUCAAGAAGGGUGACGAGCUCAACGGGAAAGUGAGCCUGUCAGGUAGUUAGUAGCCUUAAUUAUUGCACAGAAUCCAGCAUAGCUGAUGCAAUGCUAUUUUCCUUAAUUUCUUUUUUCCUCUGGCCUCCAUUUAUUUAGUCACCCUAAUUCUGGCCAUCCUACAAGGGUAAAAACUCAAAUAACUUAUGAUAGACAUGAGAUUUGGACCAUUGGUUUUCUUAGAGGAUUAUCUACACAAUUAACAUGAAUUUACCCAUUGGUCGAAAGAUGUUUUGAUUGGACACCCUACUGUGUAUGUGUGUUUGGUGAAUAUGCCUAUACUUCAGGGUGUGUAAGAGAUGAAUAAGUGUAUGGGAGUGUGUUCAUGCUCAACUGACUAGAUGUGCUUUAGUGUAAUCUACCAUUGGUAGAACAUCAGGCUUGAGAUUUAUGGAUAGUGUAGGAACCAUUUAUAGUUAAAGAUCUCAUUAUGUGGACAGGGAAAGUAUUUUCUGUGUGUGAGUGAGGAGGAGAAAGACGUAAUCAGACUUGUGGCCUCAAGACAAACGGGUGGUCCUCUUUGGAUGACUCCAGGACCUGCCGACUCCAUCCUCUCCUUCUCUUUCCGUAUCUUGUCAGUAUCUGCCUCGAGUCUCUGCUUGCCUCCCUUUCCCUUCCCUACUCCUUUCUCAACCUGUGUUUGCAUGAAUUCCAGUGUGCAUUGUUAAGGAAGUGACAUCCUACUGCUCUAAAGUCGAUGGGAGAGUUCAUGGUCAUGUUUAGUAGGAUUGAAACUGGGUGAAAUGGGAGAGGCUAUCUUGACUCAUCCAGUAAGAAACACUUUAGUUUUUUGUUGCAAAACGUUUUGCUAUGGUGUGCCCUACUGAACACAACUCAGAAUUGACUAAUGAGAACUCGAGCAUGCACUACCCUUAUAAGGACAUCUCCAGCCUAAAGCAUGCCAUUCUAAUGACCAUGAACAUUACUCGUAUAGCUUGUCUUUCAUUAGGGAUGUUGCUUAAACUGAUUUCCUGUUGUGACAUGUGGGCUCACUUUAACACAGAGAUAUGGUAGUGUCAAGGAUCUGUAACCGCCGCGGUCUGUGGUUAGCCUCAUGCCUUUUCUCUGCCGUUUCUCAGUCAUAAGGCACUCAUUCUUCGUGUUCCCUAACUAUCUCUUCCACGCUCCCAACUCUAUUUCAGUCAUCUCUCACCAUCAAUUAUCUUAAACCGUAUUGCCAAUGUUUUCACACUGCUGCUCUUUCCUUCCUCUUCACUGCUCCACCCUCCUCGCCAUCUCUCCUUCUCCUUCUCUUGAAACGAAAACUCAAUGGCGACCUCCCCUCAAAUCCAGUAAAUGUGCUGAACUGGAGGAGGAGCUGAAAAACGUCACCAAUAACCUUAAGUCCCUGGAGGCCCAGGCAGAGAAGGUAGUGUGUCUGUGUAUGUGUGUGUUGGUAUUUUACCUGGUUGUGUGAACCUCAGAUUAAACCAGCAUGUUGCCUGUGUGUGGGCAUGUUCUUUUGUGACUGUAUACAUCUGAGGAAGCGAUUUAGUAAGUACUGUGUUGACAAAUGUCUUUGCACGUGGUGCAGUUGAUAUAUACUGUACCUGUUUAUCUGUGUGAGCAGCAUGUGUAUUUGAGUGCAGCUGCUGUAUUCACCCUACACCAAAAGUUCUGUAUUGACUCUGCCUUGAACAUUGGCAGUGUGUACUCCCUGUAAAGAUACCUCAGGCAAUUACCCUUGGGUUAAUUGGUCUGUGUAGUUAAUUGCCCUUUGGCAUUUAGCCCCAUUCCAGUCUUGAAUACCCCCUACCUCUCCAAGACACCCAUUCUUGUCAUCAGUGCCCUUUACAGCCUAUGUUUAUAAUUUCUAGAAAGGUCACACUUGCAUGAGGCAUUGAGUUAAUUUAAUCUCCAUAUUUCUGAUUGGACCAAAGGCCUGCAUGGACAAACACCCCCAUACUAAGUUCAGGGUUUGGUCUAGUCUAAUUUAACAUAUAGAUAAAACAAUGUUACUCUUACGUUGAAGAGGCAAUGGGGCCAUAAUGAAUUGUUCCUUUGCACCCCUUUUGUAAUCGUUAUCCUCCAAUGACCCAGCAGUGGAAUACAAAUUAACACUUCUUCCAGGUCUGUGUUCAUUAGGCACCAAACAGAAGAAAAUACUAAAACAGGAGAGACUACCGGGACUCAUUUUCUGUUGCAAAACAUUUUGAAGUUUUCCAUUGUGUGACCUAAUGAACACAAUCCAGGUUUAUGAUCGUUCCCUCUACAUUCCUGCAUAUGCAAGUCCAGAUGUGCUCAGAGCAGAUGCUCAGUAAACAUCCCUAUAAGUAAAGUUGUUUCAGUGGAAUAAUGGUUAGAUAAGUGGUCCAUCUUUUAUGGACUGUAGUGUUCUGGUAUUUCUCUUAUGUUUUACCAGUGACUGAUUUAGACCUGGGAAACCAGUGGCCUGUCCUAUGGGGGAAAAUAUUUGGAACUUUGGCAAUAGAAAUGUUUGGCAUAGGAAUGCUUCAAAUUACUGUAUCGUGGAUUUUUUUGCCUUAUCCAGUUUUUUUUACACAAUGUCCCGAACGUAUCACUACACGAUAUUCAUCAGGUGUUUUUUUUCUUCUAGCCAAUCAGUGAUGAUUGGGCAAUCGAGACAUUGCAGUCCAACCGUGAAUUGCAACCCAGAAUUGCUAUCUCAGCAAGCAAGUCACACAUGCACUGUUCAUUUCAUAGGGGUUGUCCUUGAUAUUAAUCUAACUAUUGAACUAAUUUGGCAUGCAUUAUAAUGGCAUGUUGAGAGUCCUUCUAUUUCAGCAUCGAUGAACUGGUCUUUGACAUGAGAUUGAUGAGGUGAUGUCAGUUACUUUGUUUUUGUGUGUGUGUGCUCUGCUUUAAACUGACAAUCCUCUUUUCUAUUACAGUACUCCCAGAAGGAGGACAAGUAUGAGGAAGAGAUCAAGAUCCUGACCGACAAGCUCAAAGAGGUAAGUGGAUAACCUGUAGAGCAGGGAUUAUCACUAGAUUCACAUGCGGGCCAGUAUUAUUAUUAUUAUUAUUAUUAUUAUUAUUAUUAUUAUUAUUAUUAUUAUUAUUCUAAUUAUUCUAAUUAUUAUGACUUAUUAUUGAAUGGUCAGCGGGCCGGAACAUAAUUACAAAUAAUUAGUAUACUGAAAAUUGACCGCAAGAAGCCCAAACAGAUAUAAUACUUGACUAAAAUAAUAUCAAACCUUGCUUACAUUUGUAUACGAUCACAUACUGUAUCUCUCUCUAUACGUGGGAAUACUUUGGAACAGAUUACAAAAAUAAAAAUCACUUGGCACUGAUUUGCUGGUGUUUUUACAGUCUUAUGUCCAACAUUAAAAUACAAUCUUGGCACGCGGGUCGCCAGUUGGGGAACACUGACGUAGAGAAUGGGAAAAAGCCUCUUUAAUUCGGUAUAAUUAUAUAAGAUAUAAUUGCAGAUUGUUGACACUUUCACAAGCGAAAUUCAGGGAAGGCCAUCUAAGUUCAUGCUUUGUCGGUCUAUGACGUCUGUAUUGACAUGUCCCUGAAAUGUCCCCUUGUAGUAUCUAGUGUGGCGUCUCGGGGCGAUAUAAAAUAAAAAUCAUAAUGUUCGACGUUUCCUCAAAGAGAUUUGUGGGAUAGUAAUUAAUGGCUCGGAGGUGUUUUUUUUGUUUUCGAUCUGUUAUUUGUCUGGAUGUCUCUUGUUGUUUUUCUUUGUUGAUUUGUUUGUAGUUUGUCUUGCUCAUUGCAUUUGUGUGGUCUAGUCACCUUUUUGUUUAUUCAUAAAGUGAUGUUAGUUUGGUUCAAUUCCAUUUGUAGCCUCUCCAAGUUAACAUAUUUAUUAGUCUGUCGUCUAGUAUCUUCAUUGAUUGAUUGAAUGCUUUGUUUUGACUCUUCUUAGGCUGAGACUCGUGCUGAGUUUGCUGAGAGGUCUGUGGCCAAGCUGGAAAAGACCAUCGAUGAUCUGGAAGGUAGGAUCCAGCUGCUUUGCCUUAAAAAUCCCAAUGCACUGUCUACAGGAAAGGUCCUGUUCUAGCUUAAUCGCACUAUUAUUUUAGCAUACAUCAUCACUUUCCCUUUGGCUGCUAUUUAAUUCCCUCACUCUCUCCUUUUCUUUCUUUAUACACAUCUUCCUAUUUAUUUAUUUAUUUAUCCCUUCACUCUUUGGCCUCUCUGAACAGAUGAGCUAUAUGCACAGAAACUGAAGUACAAGGCCAUUAGCGAGGAGUUGGACCACGCCCUCAAUGACAUGACCUCC
This is a messenger RNA of Coregonus sp. 'balchen', 11214 nucleotides long. Lineage: Eukaryota; Metazoa; Chordata; Actinopteri; Salmoniformes; Salmonidae. The record is from the annotation of a GenBank genome assembly.